Scatophagus argus is the source of this 5541-nucleotide messenger RNA. RefSeq lists its product as uncharacterized. Gene Ontology annotation, molecular function: calcium ion binding. The record is from RefSeq and is a predicted model, not a curated record. The coding region runs from base 1422 to 3479 and encodes 685 amino acids. The transcript is spliced from 17 exons. Lineage: Eukaryota; Metazoa; Chordata; Actinopteri; Scatophagidae.
CACACUAGUCUACAGUGCUUAAACUCAAAAAUUUAGUGGAGUAAAUAAGGAUGUGGUGGGGUAGAAGUAGAAAGUAACAAAGUGAAAAUACUCAAGCAGAGGGCGACAUUUGCCCGGCAACCUCCCUCCCGUUUGCCCCAUGCCUCCUCCUCCUCCUCUUCCUCCGGUCAACCUCCUCUCCAUCCCCAGCGACAGCCCCUCCCAUCAAAGCCAUAACCUCUCCUAAUCCCCCCCACCCCUUGUUGCCCUGGAGACGGCUCAGACGAGCAGGUGAUGCAUUGACAGGGAGCAGAUGGUUCCCUGUGGAGGACAUCAGUGGUGAAAUGUUCACAUUUUGACGAAGAAGAUGAGUAAAAUAUAAGACUGGAGUUCACUGAACAUGUCUGCUGUGGAGAGAAGAGGAGCUUCAGAGCCUCACUGGGAAAACAGUCCUUCCAGAAAUCAGGAUUUUAAGCGUCAUCGGAGGCUUGGCCUGGCUCGGCCCCGGCAUCCCGUCAGCACGAGCACCUGGUUGCCUGACGGCUCCUGCUCUGCACACCACGAGCACAGGAGACCCAUUUAUGUGUCUUUUGUCAGCAAGGCAAUCUUGUGGGACAGAGGACUUUGCCACUACAGUGCGCAUGAUCGUCCAAAUCAUCGUCCCUCAUUAUGUCCACGGUUCUUGUCUCACAUGAAAGCUCGUCCCGAGGACCUCAGACCUCCUUGUUUUCUGCGAUCCAAGUCCAGACCGGAGCCUCCUUUUCAGGGGAAGAUGGCAAAUCCACACGGUCUCACUGCCCCAAAGACACAAACGCUGGAGGGUGAGGCUUAUCAACAAAACACCUGGUGCUUUUACACCAUCACAGCCUCAACAGGAGGAGGGCACUGGCUCCUUUGACUCCACAGCUCUGCUCAUUAACAAUUUUUCUCGCCUUUUCUUCCUCUCAUGGAUGCUGUGGAGGUAGAGGCCACCAAGCUCGUCGUUAGCUCUUAAUCUCUCUUCGUGGUUGUGUUUGGUUAAGUGCAAAUCUCCUCUCUGGCAAGGAAGUGCCCACAGCGCCGCCCUCCUGGUGGUCCACUGGUGGGAGUGAAAGGCCCGGGAACGGGAGACCUGCCGCUCCUUUCAGAGCCCGGCCUCUGAUGUGAAGGCAUCUUUCCCAGCACACACCUCAGCUCCACAGUGGGGUCUCUUCCAUCCAAGUCCGGACAGAAGAAGAAAUCUUGUGCUGAAUGAGGGUUUGAUUGCAGGAAGGCGCUCUGCAAUUGUGGUUCCCUGUCCUUCACUCCCUGCUACGCCACCCUCACCAUGCAUUAAUCCAGCACCUCCCCAUCAAAACACUCCUUGCCUCAGCUCUGGUGGGAAACCAAGUGAGCCAAAAACUGUGCCAGCAUCUCCCUGUGACCCUCAUCCUGCUCCAGAGGGAAAUGGUGAAGUUCAGGAUAUGGAGCCACAACCUGCUGUGGUGUCCAUAACAGAGUCCAACUGGAAGCCGCAUCAUGGGCCUGCUGAACCAGAACAGUCACCAUUGCCAUCCUCUGUCGUCUCAUACGGGUCUCUUUCAGACAUAAGCCGUCCUCCGUCCAGCCUCUUCAGUCGAAGCACCAACCUCUCCAGUGGCAGAAUCAGUGUCCUGUCUGCAGAUAUCGGGGACUCAGAAGACCCAGACCGAGCGGGCGGGCCUUGUCUCUCGCCGCUCCAGCCUCGUCCAGUGAUGCGGUCGGCUUUGGCUCCAGCAGGAUCCAGCCUUCGCCAAUCACCAAUAAAUACUGCAACCCCCCCUGCACUCUAUGAACCAGUAUUUGGCCAAACUGAACCCAUCUCACCUCAGCCGACGUCAGGUGUCUUUCCUCAGUCAGACAAACCUGCAAGCAGGUGUGAAAGCACAAAAAUAACUCAAAAUCUCCACCAAGAUGCAUCUGUAGAUCCUGGUCUCAACCCAUCAUUGGACUCUGACCAUGGCUUCAUUACCCUGGCUUUCCCCUCCACUACUUGGUCUUCCUGCCCAAGUCCACAGAGGACCACUGCUCGCUCAGGGUCAGGACCAAAGCUGACCCCUUCUACAUCAGUGACUUGGCUGGAGUCUCAUCACUGGCCUGUCCUGCCUCCCAUCUCUCCUGUCAGAGGACGCUGUGGCACGGCAGCAUCUCGCUACUCAGAGCUCAGCUGCAGUGAGUCUCAUGUGUUUGAUGAACUGGAAGCCAUCGCCCCUCGGUCUACUUCCAGUCCGUCUCUGGACGAGCCAACAGACUCAUCCAGUUGCCCUUCACCUCAUACAGAGUUGUCUCCUGGCCUGGCAGCACUGACAGUGGGCUGUGACUCAGGGAAUCUGGGCUCCUUGUCCCGGGUACAGCUGCUCCUCCUGGACCGACUGGAACCCGAGAACCUCCCAAGUCCCUUCAGUCAGGAAGAGGAGCCCUCACCAGUGGAGGACUGGUCCGAUCUGAGAAUGCAGUAUGAUCAAGAGCUGGCUUCAAGAGGUGUUUUGAGGCCCCUCACAGCUGGCGGCAUCUCUGAAAGGUGCGACUCUGCAGGGAAAGUCCAGGAAAACAAAUCGGAUCAGUCUGAAGGAGAUUCUGGGUCACCGUCUUCAUGGAUCAUAGACCAGAGUCCAUCACAUGACAUGUUCAGGUCCUCCUGUUCUCCCUGCGAGUCCAGUCAUGGUUCCAGUGUAGCCAAAGGGGGCCUACCUGAGGAGGAGUCCAGUUCGCCAGGGUGGAGGGACCAAGUCGAGUCCUCAGCAGGAGGAAGGAGGCGUGGGAGUUUUGACCACAGCAGUGAAGAAAAGGACAGAAGGAUGGAGGAGAGGAAAACGAAGGCGCUGAACAUGCUUUCAAAACUGCAGGACAGCACACCACGUCAGCCCAAUGGCAGCAAAGGUCGCUCCAACUUUGAUGACUUCGACUUUUUGGCAAAGUAUUGCAUUUUCAGUCAGGAGAAGCUGGCUGAGUACAAAAGGGCUUUUGAAGCAGAGGACAGUGACGGCGAUGGCUACAUCUCCUGCCUUCAGGUUGUACUUGCUCUUAAAAACAUCAUCCCUCCAGAGCUGCUGUCUGACCAGGAGGAAAUCUACGUCUACAGGAUCCUGGAGAUGGUGGACUUCAGAGUGACAGAUGGGCUGGUAGACCUGAGGCUCUUUGCUGUGAUCUCGAGUCUGGCACAGAAAAUUGCCACCAUGGAUGAGUUUAUGCGAUCACUAAUCAGCGACAUGGACUUCCGCUCGCUCGAAGUGAGGCUCUUCAAAGCGAAGCAACUGUUCCUGUUCCUCCUGGAGGAGCAGCAAGGAGACAACAGAGCUCAUCGGGGCUUCAUCAGCGCAGAGCAGCUGCUUCUGGAGCUGAAGGCCGGGGGAAUCCAUCUGGAGCAGGAGGCGGCCGUCAGACUGGAGCUGCAGCACAUUCCUCCCCUCGACCUGUUGGACUUCCUGGCCUACCUGCCCCUCUUCAUGCUCAUCCACAAGUCGGUCGUCUCCAACCCUCUCGAUGACUCCAGCAAAUUCUGACCUCAGACUUCACAGCGCAGUCUGUCUGUCUGUGGCUCAGGUAUCAGCAUUACUGCCACUACAGGUGUGCGUGAAAAGGUGAACACGAGAAAGGCUUACAUUAAAGGGAGUGAAUUAAGCACUAUAGUAAAGAACCACACCAUUCAAAAUGAGGAAAUUUUGCAGUGAUUUCAAGUCAGUUCAGUGGAGAAGUAAUUCCACAUUCCUGUUUCAAAGAUAAUUAUGAGCGUGGGGAAAAAAAAAAAGUUUUAUCUGGUUUCACUUGGUAACAAACUGCCACAAAUACGUAAUGUGUAAACUGUUUCAUGUGGUUUGACAACAAGGCUGGCAAUGGGCCUAACCACUUUGGAGUAAAGCAUGAACAUUCUCAAGCUGGAUGUUUUUCCUGCUUCCAACAGAACGUGUUCAGUUGGUGACAUAUCUAAUCAGCGGCGGGUUAUUACUGUGACAAGCUAGUUAGCAGGGAAUGCUAACAUUAGCAGGUUACUUUAGAGCUCCUUCUCUCACACUUUUGCCCUUGUGUGAAGCUUGGUGUGCCUUGUAACCGUUUUCCAGCCAUGAUUGAACAGUCUGUGUUUUGGGUAGAGAUUAGUUGUUUAUGUCCAAAUCAAAAUUCUGACAAUUUGUCUGUGGGUCUCAUUGACCUACAGCGCUCAGGACUAAAAAUGAGCUCUUACAACUUAAAUUCAGUUCUGCCUGAAGUGCUGUCUGUGGUCCUGAAAUGUCGUGCAACAGUGGAUGGUGAUCAAAAAGUCUGCAGUUUAACAAAGCUUUAUUAUUUUACUUUCAUCAGAUAAAAACUCUGUCUACAAACUUUCGCUGACUCACUGCCUCGGAGGCGGGUUUAUGUAAAUGUCCUGAUGCAACAACUGCUUUUUGUUCUGCAGUAGAAAAAACAAAACAAUAUUCGAGGUAGCCGCGCGGACUGUUGUCCUCUUCUAUCCAACUUAAUCAACACUGAUGAAUGAUAUUCAAUAAGAUAUUCAACUAAUAUAGUUCGAGCCAUUGUUUUGCCUGGGCUUUGCCAAUUAGAUAUGGCCGUGCUCUCCUGCGGCUCAUACACGCUUGACAGACCGCCAAACAAGAAAACGUAAUGGACUCUGACAGGCAGCAAAACCAGGACUGUUAGAUCAGGGACGUCCUGUAAUCAGCAUAUGUCAUCAUGCAAAACCCUAAACAAGACGAGAAAUAUUCUGCAGCAUAAACUUUAACCUGCUCUUAAAAAACAUUCUUUUAAUAUACGUAUUAGAUUCUGAACACUUUGAAGAUGCUUUGAUGUCAAAUAAAGAUUUGUGUCAGUGAUUGCCUUCACUGUCCUCCCUGCUUUUGCCUUUUCUUCCCUCAGCAGAGAGGCCUUUAGCUUCUUACUGACUGACAAUCUGUCACCAGCAGGCUCUGAAAUGAUUUGUACCUGAGGUGGACUUCCCUCAUUGGUUUGAUGCUCUUUUCAGUUGGUUGUAGCAGUUUUGGGAAGAUUCAAGUCUCCAGUAUCUUUAAUGUUAACCAGCCGGCUUUGUUUGGGCUCUUGAGAACAAAACUCUGUGUUUAUUUUAAGAAUCUCUGCGGCUACAUACUGUUGAAGAUGAGAUCAUGUGCGUUUCCUGUUCACAGCGCGUCUACCUUGUAAUAUUUUCAGCCAGAGAACACAAAGGCUCACAUGUCAAACUACUUCACAUGUGAUAUGUGUGAGCAGCUGAGUAUAUGGACGUUCAUUACUGUGACACAGUACUGGAAAAAUAAUAUUUUGAUGUUGUCUAGUGUUAGUUUGUGAAUUAAAAGUAAAAAUCAUAGCAGGGUUGGAGUUCUGGUGGCCUGUUAAUUUAGUUGGCGGAUUGUACCUUACCUAAAGGGUAAUAAAAAUACUUUUUAACCAGUAGGAGACAUAGAUUAAUUAGCAUUUUGGAAACCAGCUGCUCUUAAAAAUAAUACAUUUCUGUCAAAUCAGGCAAAACUUUUGUUAAGACGUUUGUGUCUCAGACUCAAACAGAAUUAAAGAAAAACGUUUUAUCGAUGUCCUGAGUUUUGUUGCUGUAAAAAGUACAUUAAAUAUGAAUAUCAGACA